Messenger RNA from Lingula anatina, 1379 nucleotides. RefSeq names its product ADP-ribosyl cyclase/cyclic ADP-ribose hydrolase 2. Gene Ontology annotation, biological process: positive regulation of B cell proliferation. NCBI's taxonomy places the organism in Eukaryota, Metazoa, Brachiopoda, Lingulata, Lingulida, Lingulidae. The record is from RefSeq and is a predicted model, not a curated record. Gene Ontology annotation, cellular component: plasma membrane. Gene Ontology annotation, molecular function: phosphorus-oxygen lyase activity; NAD+ nucleosidase activity, cyclic ADP-ribose generating.
CUGAAAGCAAGAUGUCUUCCGCUAAAUGGUGCAGUGUAUUAAUAUGCACUUGCCUUGCUUUCGUUUUCCUCUCACUGUGUCUCGUGUCCCAACCUACAGCGGCGAGUGCAGGGACUAACCGUCAUAUCAGGGAGAUUUUUAUCGGACAAUGCUGGUACUACACGGAGUAUAUCGGUCAAAGUUUAAGCGAGAACGUUCAGAAGAACUGCACAGAUCUUUGGGAGAAAUUUUCUCAUGCCUGGAUGUACAAAGACCCGUGUAACGUCACAGUGGCGGACUAUGAACCGUUUGUUAAUGCAGCCACUGUUCCAGGAGAGGUCCCUACAAAUAAGGCGGUAUUUUGGGAGGCCGCGUACACCCUAGCACACGAUUAUAGCGGCAGACGGCGCCGGUACGUGGCUUCUGCUGACAUCCUGACUGGCUACCUGGGUAAUCACGUGUUCUCCUGGUGUGGUCAGGAGGAGGAGCCAGGCAUCAACUAUGACCACUGUCCACUGGAAGAGGACUGUCCCAUGUUCCAGGGCCAAUAUGGCGGAAUGUGGACAGCCGUGUCGAAAGCAGUGAGAGCAUUUGGUUUCAGCUACAGAAAAACAAGUCUUUUCUUUUAAUCUCUAAUUUUGGACCCAUUAACCUCUAAUCUAGGAUCCAGUAUACUGGGCCCAGGCUCUAAUUGACUGUGAAUGUCGACAGGGAAUUUUAAUGAAAGGAGAUGCAGUUUAAAAUACGUAUUUUUAUUGCCAUAUAUAACAGAUUCUUCCUUUAUCGAUGUUUUGAUAGGUAAAAAUCUGAACACACCAACAAACAUACCUUACCCUGACAAACUCCUUCGAUGCCAAGAUUAAUUCUUAUUCUGAAAUUGCAAUCGUAUAAUUCUGAUCAGAAACCAUUUAAAGAUAAAGUUGCUCACAGUAGAAGUAACGUAUAUUUUAACCUAUUAUUUUUUUCAUUGAGGACCAUCUGUAUAUAGAUUUCUCCUUAUAAUAUUCUACGAAUACUCUUUUCAUUGAACUUUAUUAUGCUUUAUUUAUAUAAAAUGCUGCCACUUUAAUAGACAAUUGGAAACAUUGAAAUAAGAUCAUAUGUUUAUGGGGAUUAUUUGCAUAUUUUACCGAAAGUUUGCAGAGGUCUGUACUGGGGUAAUUAAAAUGAUCCUCAAUGGAACGACGGCUGGGACCAGUGUGGCCUUCAACGAAAGAAGGUACUACGAUAAAUUAUCUCACUGGCACACGUGUAAUCACAUGGAUUCAAAGCAGACAUUUAAGGAAAAUACUUCAGUAAAUUUGUCUUUUAGUAUUCUUUUUUUAGAAAACACGUUGGAUGGUAAAAAUUACAAGUUUCUAUUUAUUUCAAUACUGAUUAAAAGAUAUCCAAGGUUUCUA